Molecule: messenger RNA, 287 nt
Organism: Aspergillus affinis
Lineage: Eukaryota; Fungi; Ascomycota; Eurotiomycetes; Eurotiales; Aspergillaceae
Gene: gatA
Product: 4-aminobutyrate transaminase gatA
Exons: 2
Biological process (GO): GABA catabolic process
Cellular component (GO): mitochondrion
Molecular function (GO): pyridoxal phosphate binding
Source: RefSeq, a predicted model, not a curated record
AUGGCCACUCUCUUCCGAUCGAGCCUCCGAUUGCGCCCUGCGACGCGUCUUCCGAUCGUCCGCACCAUCAGCACCUCCCCUUCGCUGCGCGCUGCCGCGAAGCCCUACUUCGCCGACGAGCCCGCCGCUCCCAAGCUGGCCACCGCCAUCCCCGGCCCCAACAAUCAGAAGGCGACCGCCGAGCUGAACGAGGUCUUCGACGUGCGCAGUCUGAAUAUGCUGACCGAUUACUCCAAGUCGACCGGUAACUACAUUGCCGAUUUGGACGGAAACGUGCUGCUGGAUGU